This is a messenger RNA of Botrytis cinerea B05.10, 1741 nucleotides long. It is a transcript of the gene Bcutp5, whose product is annotated as Bcutp5. The coding region runs from base 242 to 1444 and encodes 400 amino acids. Gene Ontology annotation, cellular component: nucleolus. The record is from RefSeq and is a predicted model, not a curated record. Lineage: Eukaryota; Fungi; Ascomycota; Leotiomycetes; Helotiales; Sclerotiniaceae. Gene Ontology annotation, biological process: maturation of SSU-rRNA from tricistronic rRNA transcript (SSU-rRNA, 5.8S rRNA, LSU-rRNA). The transcript has a single exon.
GGUAGAGAUUACACCUCAACUCAUUCAGCACCACCACCGUUUGAAAGUCUAUUGUGUGGGUUUCGUACCAUCUCAAUUGCCUCACCACACUCCAUUCACAUUCGACUAAUUCAAUUCAUUCUCUUUCGGAAGAUUGUUCAUUGAUUGUCCGCCGAUUCCUCAAUUCGACCUAGCCUACCUAAUUUUCGUCGUCUUCACAUUCCACCUCUUGCGUACGUCGCACAACCAACAAUCAAUCAAAAUGUCAACCAAGAGAAAGCUCCCGACCAAGCUUGGUCAACCCAUGGUUAAGCAAGGUGCGAAAUCAUUGGGAACUGCUCACUUGGAUGAAUCGAAAACUGUGGUGUCGGGUGGAGGAACCGCAAGCAAAGUCAAGACAAAUGGAGCGAAGAAGAGCGAAGUGGUCGAAAUAUCCAGCGACGAGGAAGAACAAAGUGACGAUGACAUGGAAGAAGUUGAGGAGGAUGGAAGUGAUGUGGAAGAUGGCAAUGUCAACGCAGAUGUGACAAUGGGAGAUGAAGGAGCUGAAGCUGCCGAGGAAGAUGGAGAACCAACAUUCGGAGAUCUCGUUCGAGCAAACGCCUCAGAACCUAUCGAUGUUGCCGCCGCUUUCGAAGAUUCUAAAUCUCAAACCCUCUCGUACCCUCAAAAUUCAAUUCAGGCUCCAUCUGGCGCAUCCCUCGGAACAGUUCUUACUCAAGCACUCAAGACAAACGAUGUCGCCUUAUUGGAAUCCUGCUUACAUACUACGGAUCUUGGUACGAUUAGAGCUACAAUUCAAAGACUCGAUUCUCCUCUCGCCGCAAUCUUGUUACAAAAGUUGGCAGAAAGAUUACACAGAAGACCUGGUAGAGCUGGUAGUCUGAUGGUUUGGGUUCAAUGGUCAAUGGUUACACAUGGUGGCUACUUGGCAACUCAAAGAGGCCUCAUCAAGAAGUUGUCCGAAGUAAACAGAGUUCUCGAUGAGAGAUCAAAAGCCUUACAACAUCUUUUAUCUUUAAAGGGAAAAUUGGAUAUGUUGGACGCACAAAUCGAAUUACGACGAGGCAUGCAAAACCGAUCAGGAUUGGAUAGUGAGGAUAAUGAUGAGGGUGUCAUCUACGUUGAAGGUCAAAGUGAUGACGAGGAGGAAGUUAUUGUGAAUGGAUUACCACAAAGACUUGCCAAGAAUGGAGAUCUCGAAGAUAUUUCGGAUUCUGAAAUUGAAGAGGAAAUGCUUAAUGGUUUGGUGGCGGAAUCUGAUGAAGAGGAAGAAGAUAGUGAGGAUGAUUUAAUAGAUGAUGAGGCUGAGGAAACUGAUGCGGAUUCUGGAGAUGAGGAUGAAGUUGAUCAUGAUGAUAUUGACGAGCAAGGAGAAGAGGAUGAAAGUGAUGAUGCUGAACAAGGACCACCACGAUCCAAGAUGCAAAAAUUAACAGGCAAUCGUUUCCAAAAUAGAAGAUAAUCAAGAGAAUUUGACUGAUCAAUGCAUCUUGGGCGUUUGCAUGGUUUGGAGUUUUUGAUUCGUCUCUUUUCUUAGGUGUGGUGUAGGGGAUCUCAAAAAAGAACAUUUUUGUUUUGUAGGAGGAUACUUUUUUUUUUUCAUUGUACCUACGGCUAUGGAUACAAGCAUAUAAUGUAUUUAUAUAUGUAUGCUUUUUGUUUUGUAGGUGAAAGAUGACAUUUGCUCUGCUUGAGCUUGGGCUUGGGUAUGUGGGUAGCUAGGUAUCAAUAGGAUUCAAUAUCACUAUGAUGAUGAUUA